Messenger RNA from Pantherophis guttatus, 2567 nucleotides. Lineage: Eukaryota; Metazoa; Chordata; Lepidosauria; Squamata; Colubridae. The record is from RefSeq and is a predicted model, not a curated record.
GAGCAAGCUCGCCCGCCAUUUUAUGCGUGCCGGGAGCGCUCGCGCGCCCCUCAUAGACGUUACCGUUUACAGAAAUUUGUUUUUUUUUUAAAAAAAAAAUUUUUUUCGGGGGGUGGGGCUUCAUUCGGUAUUUCUUUUUUUUUUUUUGAGAGCCAAAAUUUUGCGCGAGAAGCCUGUCUUCCCUUAUGGCGGCGGAGAAUCAGGCCGGGCUCGCCGCAGAAGCGACGGUUUCCCUCAGCGGUGGCGACUCGGAAAGCUUCGGAGGCGGGAUGACCCGGAGGCGCCUGAGCGACCUGAGGGUGAUCGAUCUGAGGGCCGAGCUGAAGCAGCGCAACCUGGACACGGGAGGCAACAAGAGCGUCCUUCUCGAGCGGCUCCGAAAGGCUAUUGAGGAAGAAGGAGGACACCCUGAUGAGAUUCCAGUGGUGUCUGAAAUAAUCCCCAAGAAAGUGCCAAAAAGAAGCAGUAAAGGGCGGAGGCUUGAGGAAGAAGAAGUAGAGGACAACGGCCUUGAAGACGAAUCCGGAGAUGGACAGGAGGAUAUUGAUGCAAGUUUGGAUAACUUGCAGGAUAUUGACAUGAUGGAUAUUAGUGUGUUAGAUGAAGCAGUCAUAGAUAACAGCAGUGGUGUAGACUGCCGAGAGGAUAGCAGUGCUGAUAGUAGACUUGACUCCCUCUUUGACAGUAAGGAGAGUGCUGAUGCAGAAAGGCGAGGACUUCCAGAGCAGCUGACAGGAGGUGCUCUGGCUAACAUGGAGGCAGCCCUAUCCUUAACAGACAUGCCAGAAGAAUCCAGAGAAAUACCAGUAGCCAUGGAAGAGACUGAAGAGGCUAGUAACACCAUAGAUCUAUCAUCUGCUGAUUUUGCAAGCCUGAAGGAGCUUGACGAGUUUCCUUUGGAAUCAGAAAAUGAGAAAGUGCUCGACAUUUUGGGUGACACUUGUAAAUCUGAGCCCCUUAAAGAAGACACUUCCGAAGCUGAGCAGGCGCAGGAAACGAAUAAUUCAUGGCCGGGCAAACAGGAAGCCGUGGAGGAGGAGGAGGAGGAGGAGGAGGAGGAAGAAGAAGAAGAAGGAGGAGGAGAAGAAGAAGACAUGUUGGCCGCCGCCUCUCCCACCCACUCGGACGAAGACCUUGUAGAUACAGACAGCCAAUCAGGCCCAGCUGAGGCCAAGAACCAGCAGGAUGAUGCAAAGCUCUUAGUGGUAGCCAAAAGGGAGCCGAGCGAGCAGACAGUUGAGGAAGCCAAACCGGACUCGGACUCUUUAGCGGUAGAGAGCAGGAGUGGAGGUGGAGGUGGAGGUGGUGAGAGUAGCAAAGAAGCCCAAACUCUGGAAGCCAGUAGUGAGGAAACCGCGGAAUCGGACACAGGUCCUCAAGUGGUUAGUCCAGAGGCCGAGAAGAUGGAAGUGAAGGCUAAUGUUGAGGAGGAGCCCUCUUCCACUAGAGAGUCCUCUGCCCCAGAGGGUGGUGAUCAGAACACGAGCUCAAAUGAGGAUGCAGAGGCUAAAAGUGCUUCCAAAGAUGAGAAGGGUCGCUCCACUCCUAGCUCUGGCAGAAAUCUGUGGGUCAGUGGUCUUUCCUCUUCGACCAGAGCGACUGAUCUGAAGAACCUGUUUAGCAAAUAUGGCAAGGUGGUAGGUGCAAAAGUAGUCACAAACGCCCGCAGCCCCGGGGCCCGUUGUUAUGGCUUCGUCACCAUGGCUUCGUCUGAGGAAGCCACCAAGUGCAUCAGCCACCUCCACAGGACAGAGCUGCACGGGAAGAUGAUUUCUGUGGAAAGAGCCAAAAAUGAACCUGCUGGGAAAAAACUGUUACCCGAGAAGAAAGAAAGUGAAAGCAAGAAGGAAAAAGACAGGCGGCAUUCUUCCGACUCCAAAUCAGAAAAGUCUCUCAACCUUAAGGAAGAAAAAACUGACAAGAAUGAAGACCCUCAAAGAGUGGAAGAGAGCGGAGAUGAAAAGAAAGAUAAAGGAACAGAAGAGCAGAAAAAUGGGUCAUCUGGACGUUCGCGAUCUGUUAAAUCAGGAAGCCGAGGAACCGAGCGGACAGUUGUUAUGGAUAAAUCCAAAGGGGAGCCGGUGAUUAGCGUGAAAACCGCAUCCACCUCCAAAGAGAGAAGCACCAAAAGCCAGGACCGCAAGUCGGAGAGCAAAGAGAAGCAAGACAUCCUGUCAUUUGAUAAAAUCAAGGAGCAGCGCGAGCGAGAACGCCAGAGGCAACGCGAGCGAGAGAUCCGAGAGACAGAACGGAGGAGGGAACGGGAGCGGAAGGAGCGGGACCAGCACUCACAGGAGACCACCGAGUGGGACGAAAGGCAGCGGCUGCAAAGGGAGCGGGACCGGCUGCACUUCCAGAGGCAACGGCUGGAGCGGGAGCGGAUGGAGCGGGAACGGCUGGAGCGGGAGCGGAUGCGCAUCGAGCACGAGCGGCGGAGGGAGCAGGAGCGCAUCCACUGGGAGCGGGAGGAGUUACGGCGGCAGCACGAGCAGCUGCGCUAUGAGCAGGACCGCCGAUCGUCCUUGCGGAGACCUUACAACGACGAACGGUGAGAGAGAGAGAGAGUC